Molecule: messenger RNA, 1311 nt
Organism: Metarhizium album ARSEF 1941
Lineage: Eukaryota; Fungi; Ascomycota; Sordariomycetes; Hypocreales; Clavicipitaceae
Product: Major facilitator superfamily domain, general substrate transporter
Exons: 1
Coding region: 1-1311 (436 amino acids)
Biological process (GO): transmembrane transport
Cellular component (GO): fungal-type vacuole membrane
Molecular function (GO): transmembrane transporter activity
Source: RefSeq, a predicted model, not a curated record
AUGGCCAUGGCCGCAGACUCGGCGAAAACAUCCGACAUUUCAGCCCAUGAUGAGGACAAGACGCUCCCAGCUUCGGCGCUGAUGCCCCCUGCUGCUGCUGUGGCCGACGACGUUCCCAAUGGAGGUGCCCAGGCUUGGCUACACGUUCUUGGGGCUUUCAUGCUCUACUUCAACACCUGGGGUAUUCUCAACACGUUUGGGGCCUUUCAAACCUUCUACAGCUCUGGCACCCUGUUUGUCCAGACUUCAUCCAACAUCUCGUGGAUUGGCUCUAUCCAAGCUUUUCUGGUCCUCUUCACGGGCUUUCUGUCGGGACCAAUUUAUGACCAAGGCUACCUGCGUGCCCUGCUGCUGGUCGGCUCAUUUCUCAUCGUCUUUGGGAAUAUGAUGCUGAGUCUAGCCACUGAUUAUCCGCAGGUGCUCUUGGCCCAAGGCGUUUGUGUUGGGCUCGGUUCGGGUCUUAUUUAUGUGCCUGCUGUUGCAGUUUUGCCCACCUAUUUCAACACGCGACUGGGUCUCGCCAUCGGUCUUGCAGCCUCUGGAUCAAGUAUUGGCGGCAUCAUCUAUCCUGUCGUUUUCUACAAGCUCAUUAAUCAGAUCGGCUUCAGCUGGAGCGUACGCGUCGUCGGCUUCAUAGCCUUGGCCACCCUCAUCAUCCCAAACCUAGUCAUGAAGAUGCGUGUCAAGCCGCCCAAGGCGCGUGCGCUGCUCGACACUUCUGCUCUAUCCGACUGGCCGUUCCUCAUUUUCACCUCGGCCACGCUGAUUGGUUUCAUGGGUCUCUAUACUAUGUUCUUCUAUCUGUCCUACUACACCAAGGCCAGGCACAUCACAUCGACAGCUUUGUCGUUUUACCUCGUGCCGAUCCUCAACGCAGCCUCGAUCCUCGGGCGCGUCCUUCCCAAUGCCGUCUCCGACAAAAUCGGCGCUUUCAAUCUCAUCGGUCCUGGUGCUGUCAUUGUUAGUGUCAUUAUUUUCGGCAUGCUUGGCGCAAAGUCCGUUGCAAGUGUUGUCAUCCUUGCUAUUCUCUUUGGAUUCUUUUCCGGUAUAUUCAUCGCCCUGCCUCCAGUCUGCAUUGUCCGACUCACGAAAGACCGCGCCAAUAUCGGCACGCGAAUGGGCAUGGCGUUUGGCAUCAUCGGUCUGGGCGUCUUUGUUGGUGGACCUGGCGGUGGUGCGAUACUUGCUAGUGGCGGCGGCGACAAUUUCAACGGCCUCUGGGUCUUCGGUGGCGCCGCGUCGCUGGUUUCUAGCGUCCUGUUUAUGGUGGUCAGAGCUUGGAAAGCUGGCUGCAAAAUGAUCAAAGUAUAG